This is a messenger RNA of Alternaria arbusti, 594 nucleotides long. RefSeq lists its product as uncharacterized. The record is from RefSeq and is a predicted model, not a curated record. The transcript has 3 exons. Lineage: Eukaryota; Fungi; Ascomycota; Dothideomycetes; Pleosporales; Pleosporaceae. Bases 1 to 594 code for a protein of 197 amino acids.
AUGUCUUCCUCAAAGAGACCUAUGUAUGAGAACCCGGAUACUUCUUCAAAGGGACCCUCGGACGACGCAAAUACAGACAGACGGGGGAAUACUUCUGUGCCGACUGGAGUGACGCAGGAGCGGACUAAGGGUCCCCGGGUGGAGAUCAAGAAUUCUACUAACAGUGGUCUCCACUCGAUAGGGAGCGGCCAUAAUCCUCCCGAAGGAGACUUCAAAAUGGAUGGUUUCACCCAGACUUCAGAGGGGGUAUUUGCGAUGGCGAACCAGGAGCAGGUCAGCGAAGCUACCAUUAUCGCGUACGCUCGUAUCCGUAAUCCAGUCCAAACAGCUGCCGGAACUGUCCCUCCGGUAGCUCAUGCGCACAUGGCAGCCCCAGCACCUGCGGCUACCACUUUCACCCAAAGGAUGCCCGCUCAACCCAGCACGGAUCGCGAGCCAUCACCUAGUUCGCCGGAGGUCUCAGACCCUGAGACCCCUUCAGCACACGACACGGCUCAGUCGAUGGGUCAACACAAUAUCCAAGCGCAACAAGUGUAUGCCGCUCCUGUAAGCGAGACGGGAAGCGAGGCAAAAAUUCCGGAAAACAUGGUAUAG